Molecule: messenger RNA, 2269 nt
Organism: Lethenteron reissneri (Far Eastern brook lamprey)
Lineage: Eukaryota; Metazoa; Chordata; Hyperoartia; Petromyzontiformes; Petromyzontidae
Product: claudin-9-like
Cellular component (GO): membrane; bicellular tight junction
Molecular function (GO): structural molecule activity
Source: RefSeq, a predicted model, not a curated record
UGUGUGUGUCUGUGUGUGUGUGUGAGUGUCUGUGUGUCUGUGUGUGUAAGUGUGUGUCUGUGUGUGUGUGUGUGAGUGUCUGUGUGUCUGUGUCUGUAAGUGUGUGUCUGUGUGAGCGAGUAACGGUGACGCUGCUGAGUGCCGCGUGUUACGUAUGCGGCCCCGAGGUUCCGCCCCCCGCGCUCCCGGCGAUAUAAACCCCCCGGCCCCCUGGGACACGCAGAGUGGAGUCCCCCGUGUGCCUCCAGGUCUCCGCGUUGCCCGGUCCCCCCGUGUCUCCCGGUAGCCCAGUUGACCACCCCGCGUGGCAACGAUUCUCCCCCCUGUGUCCGCGUUCCCGCGUCUCCUCCCCGUGUCUUUGUGUCUCCUCCGAGUCCCAUUGUCUCAGGGUCUCCAACACUCCGCGCGCGUCACCCCGAGCUCCGGAUUUGGACCCCGCAGACCCCGCUGGGCCCGCAGCGUUCGCGGACAUGCCGGGAGCUGCCCCGCGGCGGAGUCUCUAGGGUCGCCUCUGCACCGCCUCCAAGCGGGUGACGGGGGUGGGGGAGCUCCCGCCCGGCUCCCGCCAGGCUCCCCGUGGGCCGCCCGGCCCCCCCAGGGGGGACGAUGUCCUCCACGGGCCUGGAGAUCCUCGGCUUCUCGCUGGGCGCGCUGGGCUGGCUCCUCGGCGUGGUCGCCUGCGCGCUCCCCACGUGGCGCGUCACCGCCUUCCUGGGCCAGACGCUGAUCGUGGCGCAGAGCACCUGGGAGGGCCUGUGGAUGAACUGCGUGGUGCAGAGCACGGGCCAGAUGCAGUGCAAGGUGCACGACUCCAUGCUGGCGCUCAACGGCGAGUUGCAGGCGGCGCGCGCCAUGACGGUGCUCGCCAACCUCCUCGCCCUCCUCGCGGUCGGCGUGGCGGCCACGGGCAUGAGGUGCACGACGUGCGGCGACGAGGACGGCUCGGCCAAGGGCCGCCUCACGGCCACGGGAGGUGUCGGCUUCGCGCUGUGCGGCCUCCUGCUGCUGGCGCCCGUGUCGUGGACGGCGCACAACAUCGUGCGCGACUUCUACGACGUCGGCGUGCCGGUCACCCUCAAGCGGGAGCUCGGCUCGGCCCUGUACGUCGGCUGGGGGGCCGCGACGCUGCUGUUCCUCGGCGGGGGGCUGCUGUGCUGUUCGUGGCCACGAGCCGAGCCGGGCCGGCCCCGGCCCUUCUACGGCCUUCAGCCGGGCGGGUUGGCCAUGCACGGGACCGGCCCCAACGCUCCCGGGGUCCCGUUGCCGCGGAUGCACUCGGCGGCGGCGGCGCCAUACGGCGCCCCGCCGUACGAGGCCGCGCCCGCACCCUGCAACGGCAAGCAAAGCUACCACGUGAAGGAGUUCGUGUGAGGGAGGGGAGCGACCUCCGGGGGACGCCGAUGAUGAGGUUGUGUUGCGUCCUGACUAAAUUCGUACACACCAGAGGACCCCACGGACCAUUCAAUGCACAUGGAGGAUGGUCUUCUGUUAAUACACACACACACGUGUUCUGGUGUGCACGGGACCCCGUGAGAGGGAACCCCGUGAGAAAGGGGGUGGGGAGAGCCCGCGAUCGAGGGACUGCGUGGGGGACAUUAGCAUGUGUGUGUGUAUGAGGACGUCUCGCGACAACAAAGGCCCCUGCUUGACAAUGGAGGCGAAGAGAGAUCCCAACCAACAUAGGGACCUGAGCGGAGACGUCCAUAGCCCGGUAUGGGACUUUGACAGUCCGUUGACAUUCGUUGUGGGCGACGCGACUGUUAGUAGAUAGUUUGUGAGUGACGUGACCCGAGCCAUGACCGUGAUAUGUAUGAGAAUCCACCUCCCCCGGGGCAUCUGCUCUCCUCCCGCCACACAGCCCACGUAUUUGUGUGAGCGUGGGGUUUGUUAAUUCGGGUAGGGUUUGUUAGGGGUUUGUUGGGGUUUUGUUGGUCGCUGACGGGUCCAAGGAAGGGGGGUGGGUGGAGAGGCGUGAUCGCACCCCACACCUUUUACGAGCGUAAAACUUGGCAUUGUAUUGAUAUUAAGCAGAGAAAAUACAUGGCAUCCUUAUAUUGAUGUAGGGCCCUGUUUAAAAAGCUUUACAUUUCGAGAUUUCCCAUAACCGGCCUUCUGGUAAGUGUCUAGAUCGGUAUCUGAUGUUUAUUUAGGUUGUUGUGCUGCUAUACAUUAACACCCUAUAAGCCACUUCGUUGAGCUAUCAUUUAUACUGGUAGGAACCUCCUGGUUACACCAGCCCACAGGGGAUUAUUGUGUCCGUCCGUCGUGC